Molecule: messenger RNA, 3243 nt
Organism: Vicugna pacos (alpaca)
Lineage: Eukaryota; Metazoa; Chordata; Mammalia; Artiodactyla; Camelidae
Source: RefSeq, a predicted model, not a curated record
CAGAAGCUGUUUGCUGGAGGAGUUGGAACACUCGGUCUCUGCUUUCGUUAAAAGGAUAAACAUUGAUGCUGCUCAGAAGGAAGCUUGAGUCAUGAUGUUCUUCUUUGACAUUGAUGGAAAUGUCUAAUUAAGAACGGUCGUGGAUGGAGGUUGGAUUUGUCACGGGUCCUUCUACCCAAAUAACAGUGGUGUUGAUGGAAAAACUGAAAAUCAGAGAGGGCUAGUGAUCUCUGGGACACUUGGUCAGUAGAUAGGAUCCCGUCCCGUCCUCCAGGAUCCGAUGGCCCUGGAGAGAGGGCUGCAGGGCCCACGGACACUGCUGACUCUUCAGAACGUGCUGACAUGGAGCCAGACCACUCGGCCCUAAGUGCGGCGAGGACCCUGUUCGUGGAUGUGGAGGAGCGCGAGCCCGAGGCCAUGGACGUGAAGGAGAGGAAGCCGUACCGCUCGCUGACCCGGCGCCGUGACGCCGAGCGCCGCUACACCAGCUCAUCCGCCGACAGCGAGGAGGGCAAGGCCCCGCAGAAGUCCUACAGCUCCAGCGAGACCCUCAAGGCUUACGACCAGGACGCCCGCCUCGCCUACGGCAGCCGCGUGAAGGACAUGGUGCCGCAGGAGGCCGAGGAGUUCGGCCGCGCAGGUGCCAACUUCACCCUGCGUGAGCUAGGGCUGGGGGAGGUGACACCCCCUCACGGAACCCUGUACCGGACAGACAUAGGCCUCCCCCACUGCGGCUACUCCAUGGGGGCCAGCUCCGAGGCCGACCUGGAGGCCGACACUGUGCUGUCCCCCGAGCACCCUGUGCGGCUGUGGGGCCGCAGCACGCGGUCGGGACGCAGCUCCUGCCUGUCCAGCCGGGCCAACUCCAACCUCACGCUCACCGACACGGAGCACGAGAACACAGAGACUGGUGCUCCCUUGCAUUGUUCAUCUGCUUCAUCAACCCCUAUUGAGCAGUCCCCCUCCCCGCCCCCCUCCCCUCCGGCCAAUGAGAGCCAGAGGCGGUUGCUAGGCAACGGUGUGGCCCAGCCAACCCCGGACUCAGACUCUGAGGAAGAGUUUGUCCCUAAUUCAUUCUUAGUUAAAAGUGGCUCUGCCAGCCUGGGGGUCGCGGCGAACGGUAAGUGCCUUUCUCUUACUAACUUCUGCGGGUUGGUUUCCUUUCGUUGACGAUGCUGUUAAUCUGCCUGCUCGGGUCGCUUGCAGGGACGGAGGGGCCUGGUGCAUGGGGGGCUGGGGGUUCUCGCGGACCUGGCGGGCGGGCGGGAUCCGUGGGCUUGGGCAGUCCCGCUCCUGCCCCGCUGCGCCGCUGGGGUAUGCGGGGGUUGGAGGGCUGCUGUUCCUACUCCCAUCACAGACAUCGGGCAGACAGAGCUGCAGGGACAGAGAUGCACAGAUAGACAAAGUGAUACAGAAAGAGCAGGUAGAGACCGAGUCAGGCAAAGAUACCCAGACAAAGAUAGAAGCAGAAAAGAAAAGAAAAGAAAAAUUACAAUAAAAAGAGCACUGAUUGACUACUUGCUGUGUGCCAGGGACUGUGCCAGCCACUGUUGCUUUAUUGGAUCCUCCUCACAACCCUGCCUAAGAGACUGGUAUGAUAGUGUUCCCAAUGACCAUAAGCAAGUGGAGAGAAUGGCCACUACCUGCAACCUAAUGCUGGCAUUGAAAGUUCCUGGACUUCCAUGCUGCCUUGGAGAUGCAGGCCCUAAAGUCCAAGGCAGCUGCAGGGCUGAAUGCUGACUGCAGAGAGAGCCACUGGGCUGUCUCCACAAUAACUCUCCUCUUCUAAACUCUACCCUGACUCUCUUAAGAGGUAUGGGUGGUCUGGAAGGUAUGGAAGAGCUCCAGGCUAACCAGGAGCCAGCAGACCCAGGUUUUAGCUCCUGGUCAGGUACUGUGUGACCUGGGCCAAGGUGCUUGCCAUCUCUGUGUCCAGCAGUGGCCAGUCCACUUUGCAAGAAUUCAAAGCCUAGAGGGAAUUCAAGCCUAUAAGAGGGAGGGUGAUAUACCUGAGGUAAUCUGGGAUCUCCCUAAUGGUCCAAGAUUUCCUGAUUAUCGAACAAAGGGAAAGGAAAUGAGACUUUCCCCACGUAAUACGUAGGUUAUGGGUUGAUGUUGCAAACAUUUAUUAAUAAGUGCCUGUGUGGCACUAAAUUCCAGGCUAAGUUCUGGAGAAGGAGGCAGAGAUUUGAAGAGAUAUAAGGCAGGAUCCAUGGGCUCUAUAAUCAGACAUCUGCAUUAAAUACAGGUUUUAUCACUGUGGGACUUCAGAUAAGUCACUCUGCCUCUAAGCUUGUUUCCUCAAGCAAAUAUGCCAUGGACAGGCUAGUACCCAGAUGAGCGCUCAUCACAGGGCCUGGGAUAGAGAAGGAGUUUAGUAAAGGUUAGUCAUGGCCACAGUCACAACCCACCUCCCUCCAGGGGAUUUACAGAAAGCCUGUAUGUGAAAGCUCCCAGUACACUGCCUGGCACUUAAGGAUUCUCAGAGAAUGAUUCUCUUGGAAUCAUUACAGCCCAAGGUGAUAAGGGAGGUAGGAACCUAGGAUGUGGGUGACUUAGGAAGGAGCCUCCACUCUGUGUGGGGUAAUCAUGGUAUGCUUCCUGGAAGAGGCUUCACUAGAGCUGAAGGAAUAAGUGGGGUUCACCAAGCAGAGAUAACCAAGGGCUUUAAUAACCCAGGACAUUCUAGGCAGAGGGAAAACAUGGCAAAGGACCCAAAGUGGGGAGCGGUGGGAUCCUGCCCGCAGCUCUUUUACACCUAGGAGCAUGGUCAGUAUUAAUAGACAGUAACUUUGAAAGGGUGCAGAAGGCCACAUGACCUGAGAUCCUCUAGGUAGUGAGCUGAAGGCCUCCAGACAUCAUGCUCCACCCCAUCCCCCAGUGACAAAGAAAAGUGGUUUGUCCCAGCCCCUACCCCUUAACCAGGACCUCUCCUAGACUUUGUUCUUUUUGAAAAUCAGAAGAGGUCUUUGGCCUUGAUGGUUCUUUUCUGACAGGAUCUUAAGGCCUGCAUUCUCUGUGACCAAAAACCAAACCGUCCUCCAGGGCCUUUUCCCUCUGUGCUCUUGAGGGUGGCACUAUCCUUUUGGUGGUUCAGUGUCACUCCUCCUCUCUACCUUUUAGCUGCCCAUGUUUUAAAUUCUGCACAGAAACGGGAACCCUGGACUGGGUUCCAGGCCCAACUCUGUGGCUCACUGACUACUUGUCCUUGGCCAAUCACUGGCCUUAGUUUCCCCAUCUUGC